Oryza sativa Japonica Group (Japanese rice) is the source of this 1199-nucleotide messenger RNA. The record is from RefSeq and is a predicted model, not a curated record. Lineage: Eukaryota; Viridiplantae; Streptophyta; Magnoliopsida; Poales; Poaceae.
CUACUUGAAAUAAGAAGGGGAGGUCGCGUAAGUCUAUAUGGAGGUGGGAGCUCUAUACGCGAUAGUUGUGGUAUAGUGUGAGGAGAGAGACACACUAUAUCACAACAAUUAAUUUCAAUUGCAGCAAAUUUACUUUCUUCAAGCUAUCAAAUGAACAUAAGUUGGGAUAAUUGCACCAAAUUUACUUUCUUCAAGCUAUAAGUGCGCAUAAGUUGCGCCAAUACGCUCAAACAUAAGCCGGCAAGGCUGGAAUAUCUAUAUCUGCGACUGACAAGCACUGUCAUAAAACGAUAAAGGAUAUGUAACAUCUAUUUUAGUUUUCAAUAGCGAUACUCUACUGCUACCUUGUCCCAACAUGCUGGGCUUUUGCUUCAGAAGUUUCUCCAAUGAUCUGGAUGGCUCGAUGAUCUAUCCGCUGGAAACGAGUUGUUCUCUCCUAUGCGCCAUAUUUUGGACCGGAUGGCGUGUAACCGCGUAACUCCAGCCCACUCUGCUAUGCGGACCUGGUCAGGUCGAACCCGAACCCAGCAGAUCGGUCGGACCGGGGAUAUCCGCAGCACCGCACCAGAGCCAAGGCGGAGGUAGGGUUUUAGCCGGCGGCCAUGGCGCUCUCCUCCUCGCUGCUCCACCGCCUCCUCCGCGGCUCUACCCCCGUCUCUUCCUCCUCCGCCGCCGCCUCCUCAAUACUCCGCGCCACCUUCUGCUCCUCCUCCUCGUCCGCCCCCUUGCCCACCGAGUCGCCCCUUUCCUCCGUCUUCGGCGACGGCGCCGAGGUCAGCAACGUGCCGCCGCUGACCGCCCCCAAGCUCUUCAUCAGCGGCCUUUCAAGGUUAACGACGGAUGAGAAGCUUAAAAAUGCCUUUGCUCCCUUUGGGCAGCUACUUGAAGUUGUGGUUUUGUUCCCCUUGACGAUGUUAGAGGCAAUGAGGCUAAUGGCUGAUUAUGUUUUCCUGAUUAACCUUCAUACUAUUGCUCCAGCGUGUGGUUUAUCUUAUGGACCUAUAUACUUUCAGUAAAGUAAUGAAUCUGUAUUACUCUUUCUGGUUUAAUACUUGAAGAGUAAUUUUGGAUCAGUAAAUAUGUUGAUAUGCACUGUUUUAGAAUUCAGGAAUGUGGUUUGUACACUCAUAUUGUGGAGAACUUUCUACAUAGAAAAGGGAUUACAUGAGCAAUUAUGCCAUUUUAUUCUUCUGAUUCCA